UAAAUCUUCUGAAGAGAGUGAAGAGCAGGAAGCAAGGGAGGUUUCCACCACCUACACUAGUGCUGGCAGUGCCUGCAGCUCCACCACCCAACUUCUUUCUGCCUCUGGAAAAUCCUUGAUGACUCCUGGGAAGUCGUGACCUUCGCAGCACCACAGGUUCCUGCAGAGCCGUCCUACCAGCUUGAAGAUGAAUACCUGAAGCUCUGCAAGACAGAUUAAAGCACGGGCACCAGCAGUGCACACAAAGAAUCUAUUCCCAAGACCAUGAAAGGAUGCCAAGCCAUUCUGCUUUCAAUUACAUGAGUGUUAUACCUCCUACUCCAAAGACUGCAAGGACAGAUUUGACUUUUGGCUUUUCCUUGCCAUCCUUUUCUGGGGCACUUAGGGUAAGAGCAUGCCAGAUUCAGCCUGCUUGACACUGCUGCAGCCAAGCUGACAUACUGGCACAUCCUGGUUACCAGUGGUAUAAGGUGACCAUUCAGAUGCCUUGACCAGCACACGAGGAGAUUGAAACACAGCAUGCAGUACACAAGCAAAAUGUCCAUCCAAGCAAAACACAAAUCAAGAACUACACACAUCUGGCGAGUGUUGGCCAUCUACGUGAUCUUAGCUGCAAGCCUCUCCAAGCAACAAGCACUGAAGCAGGCUUGUCCUUCAUGCGAUGCCAGUCAGCUUUGCAACUGCUCCUUCAUGGGCUUGGUCUUCAUUCCCCCUGGGGUCAUGGCCAAAAUCACAGUGUUAAACCUGACCCACAACAGGAUAAAGCGCAUCCAAUCUCAGGACCUGCAGCAGGCUGUGAACCUGAGAGCCCUGCUGCUGCAGUCCAACGAAAUCAGCUCCAUAGAUGAGGACUCGUUUUGGUCCCUGGAAAAACUGGAGCUCUUGGACUUAUCGAAUAACAGCUUGGCUCACUUGUCCCCUGUGUGGUUUGGGCAGCUUUUUUCACUCCAGCACCUUCAUCUUCAAGGCAAUUCCUACAGAGACCUGGGGCAGAGCUCUCCCUUUUCUAGCCUGAAGAACCUGAGCUCUCUCCACCUGGGCAACCCACAGUUCUCUGUGAUAAGGCAAGGGAACUUUGAGGGUAUUGAGCUUCUGCACAAGUUGUGGAUUGAUGGUAGCAAUCUCAGUCAGUAUGAGCAGGGAAGUUUGAAAUCAAUUAAGCAGAUAAAUCACAUGAUCCUAAACCUAAGAAAUAGUAAUAUAUUCUCAGAAAUUGUUAGGGACCUUCUGCACUCUGUCACUUGGCUGGAAGUGACAGAAAUCAAAUUACCAGUUGAAAGAAAAAGCUUGGUGCAGAAUUCUACACGUCCUUUUACGAUACAAAAACUUACGUUUAAAGAAGCUUUCUUCACAGAUCAAACUAUUAGCCGAACAAUAGUGUCACUGAAGGAAAUCACCUCUUUAAAAGAGUUAGAGGCAAUCAAUUGUGUUCUUGAGGGGAAGGGAAUAUGGAACACUAAAGAAAUUGCAAGCAGUGGACAAAGUUUUGUUGAAACAGUAACAGUAGUAAAGAUAAUGAUUCAGAAUUUUCAUUUGUUUUUUGACCUGGAAGGUAUGGAGUCACAAAUAAACAAACUAAAAAGACUCACUAUCGCAAGCUCUAAUGUUUUCAUGGUACCAUGCAAACUUGCAAGACAUUUUUCAUCACUUCUGUAUCUGGACUUUCAUGAUAAUUUGCUUGUAAAUAAGCGUUUAGAUGAGACAAUCUGUGAACAUUCCUGGCCUUCAUUGCAAACUUUGAAUUUAAGUCAGAACUCUCUAAAAUCUCUGGAACAGACUGCAAAAUAUAUAUCUCGUCUACCCAAAUUGAAUAAUCUUGACAUUAGCCAAAAUAAUUUUGGUGAGAUUCCAGAUGCAUGUGACUGGCCAAAAUUCCUGAAAUAUUUAAACCUGUCCAGCACUCAAAUUCCUAAAGUAACGACCUGCAUUCCUCGAACACUAGAAGUUUUGGAUGUUAGUGGAAACAACCUGAAGGAGUUUGGACUGCAGCUCCCACUUCUGAAAGAGCUGUACCUCACAAGAAACCAGCUGAAGACCCUGCCGGGUGCCGCACCCAUUCCAAACUUAGUGUCCUUGUCCGUCAGAAGAAACAAGCUGAACAGUUUCUCCAAGGAGGAGUUUGAGUCCUUCAGGAGAAUGAAGCUGCUGGAUGCCAGUGACAACAACUUCAUCUGCUCUUGUGAGUUCCUCUCCUUCAUCCACCACGAAGCUGGGAUAUCCCAAGUGCUGGCGGGGUGGCCGGACAAGUACGUGUGUGACUCUCCACUGGCGGUGAGAGGGGCGCAGGUUGGCGCUGUGCACCUCUCCCUGAUGGAGUGCCACAGGUCCCUGGUGGUGUCGUUGAUCUGCGUCCUGGUGUUCCUGGUCAUCCUGCUGCUGGUGGCCGUCGGCUACAAGUACCACAUGGUCUGGUACCUGCGGAUGACGUGGGCAUGGCUGCAGGCCAAGCGGAAGCCCAAGCGCGCCCCGCCAAAGGACAUCUGCUACGACGCUUUUGUCUCCUACAGCGAGAACGACUCCGACUGGGUGGAGAACACCAUGGUGCGGGAGCUGGAGCAGGCCUGCCCUCCCUUCCGGCUCUGCCUGCACAAGCGGGACUUUGUGCCGGGGAAGUGGAUUGUGGACAACAUCAUUGAUUCCAUUGAGAAGAGCCGCAAAACGCUCUUUGUGCUGUCCGAGCACUUUGUGCAGAGCGAGUGGUGCAAAUACGAGCUGGACUUCUCGCAUUUCCGCCUCUUUGAUGAGAACAACGAUGCGGCGAUUCUCGUCCUCCUGGAGCCCAUCCAGAGCAAAGCGAUUCCCAAGAGGUUCUGCAAGCUGCGGAAGAUCAUGAACACAAAGACCUACCUGGAGUGGCCUGCUGGUGAACAGCAGCAGCAGGUGUUUUGGGAAAACCUGAAAGGUGCCUUAAAGUCAUAGAAGUCAGCAGCCCCCAUUUCAACAUAUUUCCACAAAAGGCUGUAUAUCAACUGUGUCUUACUGUUAAGAAUCUUUACUUUCUUAUUUUUCUUUGUAACUGCAAUUGCCUUUGUUUUAUAUUGUUCUUUCUUAUUUUUCUUUGUAACUGCAACUGCCUUUGUUUUAUAUUGAGAUAGCUAUCAUUUUACCAACUGGAAAAGGCCUGUUUUAGGCUUUCCUGUGAUUUGAUGCUCUUGUCUUUAAAAGUCCCUGCCAAUAACUGUGAUAUUAGGAAACCAUGUUGGACUUGAUAUACUUUUCUAAAUACAUUUUGCUGAGUGCAGGGUAUUUCUCUACUUUUUACUCCUGUUACCACUAUCCCCAACAGGUUUCUAACAAUGCCAUUGUAAUUUUCAAAUGAAAUUAAAAGCCAUGGGCUUCAAUCAAUA
Molecule: messenger RNA, 3347 nt
Organism: Vidua chalybeata
Lineage: Eukaryota; Metazoa; Chordata; Aves; Passeriformes; Viduidae
Product: toll-like receptor 2 type-1
Exons: 4
Coding region: 520-2919 (799 amino acids)
Biological process (GO): immune response; toll-like receptor signaling pathway; inflammatory response
Cellular component (GO): membrane
Molecular function (GO): transmembrane signaling receptor activity; triacyl lipopeptide binding; protein binding
Source: RefSeq, a predicted model, not a curated record